Ylistrum balloti is the source of this 1922-nucleotide messenger RNA. Its product is annotated as UBX domain-containing protein 11-like. The transcript is spliced from 16 exons. Gene Ontology annotation, biological process: proteasome-mediated ubiquitin-dependent protein catabolic process. NCBI's taxonomy places the organism in Eukaryota, Metazoa, Mollusca, Bivalvia, Pectinida, Pectinidae. Gene Ontology annotation, molecular function: ubiquitin binding. The coding region runs from base 172 to 1827 and encodes 551 amino acids. The record is from RefSeq and is a predicted model, not a curated record.
AUGUAAACAAACAGAAACAAAGCAUCAAUUUAUCUGAUUCUUCAAUUCAAAUGGCAUAGAAUGUUAUUCAUCAUUUUCGUAGCAUAAAUAUUGAGAAGUGAUGUAGAAGAGGAUCUUACCAAACCCUACAUUGAAGAUCUUGUUUAAUUGUGUGUCCAAUAUUUCCUCACCAUGAGUUCUCCAUUGUCCAGUCUGAGGAAAUCUCACAAAAAUCCACUACUUCUUGGACAAAAACAGGUGCCCUUGAAAGGUCCAGGAUAUACAGAAGAUGAAAGCAAACUUCUUGAGGAGAUUACAAACAACAUGGCUAGCCACCGCAUUAAAACACGGGACCCCUUCGCGGGAGGUUUACCAAAACUGGAUAAUCUACGUCAUCCUCAUCUAGCUCAUAAUAGUCCCAGGACAUCCAAUCCUGGCUCUUUAGGUCGUUACCAUGACAAUAGCACCCCAGUAUUUGAUCGGCCCUCUAGUGCCGCUUCGAGUACUGGGUUUGAUGGUACCCACGUCAAUAACACCUUUCUCACAGCUCCGAAUGAUCAUGAACUGAUGACAGCCAUGAUGAACAGAAUUUCCUUGUUAGAGCAACGUGUGUCCCAUCAGACCAAGGAAAUCACAGAAAAGGAUAAACGGAUCAGGGUGUUGGAUGAGAAACUCAAAAUACUUCAAAAGGCACAAGGUGACAGCAGUGACAGCAGAGUCAAUGAAGCAGAGAAGAAAUGUUUGUUAUUACAACAGAAAGUUCAUGAGAUGGAGGCCUUCCUGGCUGACUAUGGUAUGGUAUGGGUUGGUGACAAGAGUAACCCUAACUCAGAUGUGUACAAUGAUGAAGGAAGCUCGACAACAAGCAGUGAAGGUGAUACAUGGCGACCAGGUACCUCUGUGUCCAACCAGCCAGAGUUUGAGGUUGACUUCAAUUCAGUAAUAGAGAAUAUCAGAGAGCUGAAUGUGUUAGCAGGGGAGGGUGUAUCUAAAAUACAACACACUACAGAUGGGGCAAGACUCAAGCCUCCAGACCCUGUCCAGUUCACUCUGUAUUCCAAUGGGAUGAUGUUGUAUAGCGGCCCGUUCCGAUCGUUCAGUGACCCGAUGACACAGACUUUUAUGCGUGACAUCAUGGAUGGGUACUUCCCAUCAGAGCUACAGAACCGUUACCCAGAUGGUGUUCCCUUUGUUAUUCGAGAUUUGAGGUCAGUUCAUUUCAAUGACAAGCGAGCCGCUGCAUUCGCUGGAGCAGGGCAGGUUUUGGGUGGAGACACUAAACCAUCACGAUUGGUUCCUUCCAAUCUGGACAAAGCAAGUCAGGUGUCAGAACCUGUGCGUAUGUUCCGCAAAGAUACCCAGGAAAAGUUAGAGGUCACAAGUGAACAUCCAGGCAAAAAGAUGUCUUCUGAGCAGUUCCUAAAUAAGCUCCCAAAGAAUGUCAUCAAAGAUGGCAAGGUGAUUGACAUCCGAGAAUCUGUUCAUGACACUCUCAAGGGAGGAAAAUCAACAGUUCCACCGGUCACUGUAGUGGACACAGAUGUGGUCAAGGAUAUGAGGAAGAGACUGGAGCUGGAAGAGUCAAAACGGCCAUCUACACCUCGAGACAUCAGUACACUGCGAGUGAAAUCAGACAGUGGUAAUCAAACAUAUAUCCUCAAGAUGAAGUUCUGGGAAACCAUCGGAGACCUCAGAAAAUAUAUAGACAUACACAGACCAAUGGGCUUGCCUGAGUACCAGAUAGUUUCAACUUACCCUACGAAAGUGUACGACAAUAAUUCGGCUUCACUAGAGUCUGCUGGCCUCACUCCCAAUGCUGUGCUACAUCUACGACAGAAAAAGUCCUAGCCAUGUUAUAACAUUAUUCGAAACUUUUCAUGUUAUAGUCAAACUGCUGUUUAUGUCAGAUAGACAUUGCCCUGAUGUGCUUACACACUGUAGCC